Molecule: messenger RNA, 3360 nt
Organism: Bombyx mori (domestic silkworm)
Lineage: Eukaryota; Metazoa; Arthropoda; Insecta; Lepidoptera; Bombycidae
Exons: 3
Coding region: 228-884 (218 amino acids)
Source: RefSeq, a predicted model, not a curated record
UACAAGCCCAGGCGCUAUACCAGCAACUCCCUAAAUAAACUACCAUUGUAGAUAAUUAACGCGACAUUCGCACGACAUGACGAACUAACUAGUAUGCUCAUAGUCGAUUGGGUAAUGAUCAAUUACCGAUAAUGAACGUAAAAUUACAGUAAUUCAUUCCUGUGUUAACGUUGUUUGAACGAAGCUCAGUCCUAACUGAUCCUUCGUUGGAUGCGGUGUGUUUCAAAAUGCAUUUUGUGAUUCUUAUAUGUGUUUUUGCACUUACUGUACAUGCAGCUGUCAUCGAUCGCGGUCUUCAAACACAAUUGAACAUGAAUCGAGAAGUGAAUAAGACUGAGACUAUUAUUGAUGAUAAUGCUAAUGAUGUUUUAAAAGGAAGCAAUAAUAAAUCUGACAGUAAAGCCGAGUCACGUGAUGUGUUAAAACCAAGGAGCCCCAAGAAUAUUGAAGACAGCUUAAGUCCAAUUGAAGCCAUUGAUUUUGGUAACACAGCAAGAGUGGUUAAGGAGUAUAAUGGAGAAACCGUUGUCGAAAACCCAACCGAUCGCUUGACGGAGGAUAUUAAUGAAAAAGAAAACGAGUUUGAGCCUAAAUCCAACCACGAUUUCUUCGAAGAUCCCUCGAUCUUCCCGAUCAUAGACUGUCCAGAAAACUGCACUGAACUGGAUUUUAAUGAGUUCAUAUUCAACGAAGAUAUUCAAAGUAAAUAUAAGGAUGAGUAUUACGAUGACGCGAACGAUUUCUUUCUUGAUGCGUCUCGAUUUAAAAGGAGUGUGAACAUUAUCGAGGAGGAGAAUCGCGCGGUCACCGUUCCCAGCUACAAGAUCUCCGUAAAGGAUAUGAAAUUUAGCGAUACUAGAUCGUUCAACAAUGUACAUACUUAACAUUUCCAAGUAUUCUGGUCAUACAAUGUGAAGCGAGGGCCACAAAGCCUUCAUUGUUCUUUUAACAGUGGACCAAUUAAUGUCUUAGUCGAAGGCAUAAUUAAAAUUACAUUUAAAUUUAAUCUCGCGUUUUUUAUUGGACGCCAUUUUGUUUCUGACGUAUUGAAAACUUUACAAUUUUCGCGCGCUCGCUGUAAAUGAUUGUUAUUUUAAUAUGACGCUUUUAUAGCUUCAAGGGCCGUGGGGGAUUUUGUAUACCAGAUAUUCGUUAUAUCAAUAAACACGGACAUACGGAAAUGGAUAACGACCUUCGAUCAAUAAUUGAUCGAAGAUAACGACAUUAAAUUAAGUAUGUAGAACUUUUUGGCGGGAGCACGAAGAGGGAAAUGAAUUGUUUUUUUUCUGUUAAUUUUGUGUUCCUUAUGACAGGUUUAAAUGCGUGAUAGCCAUGGUUAACCUUUUAGCUUCUGUGAAAGUAAACAAGUAUGGCAAAAUUAAACGGAUGUAUUAGACGUUGCAGCUCUGGUUCUUAAAAAAAAUACUUAUCAAAUGAAGUCUCAGUAAAUAGUCAUCCUUUUACACUAACUUUAUUUCAUCUCAACUCAAUACGUUUCAUUUAAUUUCAUUCUAAUUGUUUAAAGUCUUAAUUUAAUCAACUUCAUCUCAUUUCGCUUCAUAUAAUUUUUUAAUUUAAAGGCCGGUUUACAGUUUGCGAAGUGUGAAGUGAUAAGUGUUAAGCGUUAACUUAACGCGAUAAGUCUCAAGUGUUAAGUAGUCUUCCGUUUACACAGUGUUUAGGAAGAAGCUCAAAGUAGUGGUACUGUCCGUUGUGCAUAGUGUCUCUAGAAAUGGAAGAUGAACAGCGCUUAAUAUUGAGACAAAUAAUUAAACAGAUUGUAUCUGUUGUGGUAUCUGAUAUAGAAAAUGAACUCAAUUUUGAAAUCAAUACGAUGUUAAGUAAGUUUUAAUAAUUGAUAUUUUUUAUAAGCUUCAUACUGGAGACAAUGGCGUCGCAACAAGCCAAUUGCCAUACUUAAAAAACGAAUAAGAAAAUCUUAAUUCUCGUACAAGUAAAACUUAACAAUUAUGUCGAAAUGUAGCGUAAACUUUCAAGAAUAUGUCUUGAUCAUGACAAAGCUGCUAGCACUAUCUAACCGCCUCGAAUAGAGCAGGACAUGUAUAUUAAAUAUAUUACUACUCCUCCUACUGAAAGCGUCCGUGUCCAAUGAAACGACGAAAUAUUUUUUCCUUUCCUAAUCGCUCAGCCUAAGGAGCAAUUAUAGCUAUACUCACGAACUGAACACGGAACCUUUAUUUUGUACUUACUUUUUUUUGAACCUUUAUCUCGUUCGUAACUGGCAUUAUCAGACGGCUCGGCUUAGUCCCUGGCAUUUCUGAUGUCCAAUAAUAGCCACUCAUCAUUAAGUAUCCCGUAUGAUUCGUCUAAAUAGGCACUCAUAAAAAUUUUUUUUUUAAACGCUAAGUUAUUUUUUUUAUUUUGUUUAUUUACGUGGACAUCGAAGCCUGUAUACCUAGCAAGAUGCCGAUAAGUCACUUACCUUGAUGCAUGAGGUCGACCAUCCCAUGCUUAAUUGUAAUCUUCAUUAUCAACUUAAAAUUUAAUGUAGAUUAAGCAUUUUUUUAAAUCUACUUGUAAAACAACUUAAAAUCUAUCUCUUUAUAAUUCUAAUUUAGUUAAAUAAAAAUAAAACGAACAAACUGUACUUAAAUUCAAAUUCAUUUUUAUUAUUAUUUUUACUACAUAAAAAUUCUUAAAAUUUACGGGUAGGUACCUAAAAUGUACACUCUUAAAAUCUAGGUACGAAGUAAUGGCAAAGUAAAUAAUUACAAUAUUAUACGAAUUAAGGCCUAAUCGUACCACAAAAUAUAUUUUUUUCUGGUAUGGCCACCCUCCUUUCAAAAAACAAACAUUUUUGCUUCGUCUUAAAAAUAAAUACCUACAAGUCGAUGAUUUGUUUCCCAUUUUUUCUCAAAAUAGCGUGAUUAAAAAAACCUUCAAUCUAAGUAUAAAUGUCACAUCGAACUUCAAAAUGUUUAAAAAUUUUAUUUAUGAAGUUAAUGUAAUUUAAAAAAUAUAAUUGCAUUAUCUAUAUUAUAUUGCCAUCAGCGUUUUAUUCGCAUUUAAGAUUAUCUAAGAAGCAUCAGUGAAUUAUUAAGGACAAAUUAUGGGCCAAUAAAUAUUAGAAAAAUGAACAAACUGAUUUUUUUAUCAACUCAUACGAUUUUAGUAUUUUUAGGCCUUAACCGUUCACACUUAUAAGGAUGAAAUAUAAAUAACAUGUCGUUUGUAGGCAAGAGACGUGUUAGACGAUGGUAACUAUGUCGAGUCGCGCCACGGAGCGCGGGAAAGCGAAGUUUGACGUUUAACUUGUCAAAUAACUAUUACAAAAUGGACUCUAAAAUUUACAAGUUACGAUUGCCGCGGUGGUCACCCUGAUAUCGAUUAAUCCAUUCA